Messenger RNA from Ananas comosus (pineapple), 550 nucleotides. RefSeq names its product peptidyl-prolyl cis-trans isomerase FKBP17-2, chloroplastic-like. The record is from RefSeq and is a predicted model, not a curated record. The transcript has a single exon. Gene Ontology annotation, molecular function: peptidyl-prolyl cis-trans isomerase activity. The annotation marks the transcript as partial. Gene Ontology annotation, cellular component: chloroplast. Lineage: Eukaryota; Viridiplantae; Streptophyta; Magnoliopsida; Poales; Bromeliaceae.
GGACGUGGAGAAAGAGGAAGAGGUGGUGCUUCCCAACGGCAUCAGGUACUACGAGAUGAGAGUCGGCGGUGGCGACACCCCGCGGCAGGGAGACUUGGUUGUAAUAGAACUCCAAGGUAGAGUAAUUAGAGACAAUGGAAGCGGCGGCAGCGGUGUGUUUGUGGACACGUUCGGGGAAGGGAAGAGGCCGCUGGCGCUGGUGAUGGGGUCGAGGCCGUACACGAGGGGGAUGUGCGAAGGGGUGGAGUACGCGCUGCGGUCGAUGAGGGCCGGCGGCAAGCGGCGGGUGAUAUUGCCACCGGAGCUCGGGUUCGGGGACGACGGCGCCGACUUCGGUUCGGGUGUGCGAGUGCUGCCAGGAGCCACGCUCGAGUUCAUUGUGCAGGUUGACAAGGUGUCCAUUGCGCCGUCUUGAGGUCCUCCUCAGGUGCCAUUAAUAAGUAGUAGGUAGAAUUUAAAUCAUCCUUUUCUCUCUUUCUUCCGUUCAAAACUAUGUAAUCUACUGUUUGGAUCACUCAAGUGUUUAAACUCGUACAAGAAUUUUCACUUC